GAGGCCGUUUGGGUGUGGGGUGAUACCCGUCCGCGCGCGGGUAAAUGUCGGUUUUCGCGGUCGCCGGCUUUGUUUUCGGAUCCAAUCCUAUCAAAUAGCGCCAGCUUCGCCGCCCUGGUGCCGGCCGGCGGCGCCCCCCGGCUGCAGCCGCCCGCCGCCCCACCGCCAGCCAUGCCGCUGGUCAGCCGCGCGCGCGUCUACGCAGAGGUCAACUUGCACCGGCCGCGUGACUACUGGGACUACGAGUCGCACGUGGUGAACUGGGGCCAACAAGAUGAUUAUCAACUGGUUCGCAAGCUGGGUCGGGGAAAGUACAGUGAAGUGUUUGAGGCAAUUAACAUCAACAACAAUGAAAAAUGUGUCGUGAAAAUAUUGAAGCCCGUGAAGAAGAAGAAGAUCAAGCGCGAAAUCAAGAUCUUGGAAAACCUGCGCGGCGGUACGAACGUCAUCACGCUGCAGGCGGUGGUGAAGGACCCGGUGUCGCGCACGCCGGCGCUGGUCUUCGAGUACGUCAACAACACCGACUUCAAGCAGCUGUAUCAGACGCUCAAUGACUACGACAUUCGGUUUUACCUGUACGAGCUGCUGAAGGCGCUCGACUACUGCCACAGCAUGGGCAUCAUGCACCGGGACGUGAAGCCCCACAACGUGAUGAUCGACCACGAGAACCGCAAGCUGCGCCUCAUCGACUGGGGCCUGGCGGAGUUCUACCACCCGGGCCAGGAGUACAACGUGCGUGUCGCCUCGCGCUACUUCAAGGGCCCCGAGCUGCUCGUCGACUACCAGAUGUACGACUACUCGCUGGACCUUUGGUCGCUUGGCUGCAUGUUGGCCUCGAUGAUCUUCAGGAAGGAGCCGUUCUUCCACGGCCAUGACAACUACGACCAGCUGGUGCGGAUAGCUAAGGUGUUGGGCACCGAGGAGCUGUUCGAGUACCUGGACAAGUACCAGAUCGAGCUGGAUCCACGCUUCAACGAUAUUCUCGGCAGGCACUCGCGCAAGCGCUGGGAGCGGUUCGUGCACGCCGACAACCAGCACCUGGUGUCGGCCGAGGCGCUCGACUUCCUCGACAAGCUGCUGCGCUACGACCACCAGGAGCGGCUGACGGCCCGCGAGGCCAUGGAGCACCAGUACUUCUACCCGAUCGUGAAGGACUCGGCGCGCCAGCAGUCGAUGUCGUCGUCGCCGACGUCACUGUCGGGCGCAGCCGGUGGCGGCCUGCCCAGCUCGCCGGUCAUGUCGCCGGCCGCGCCGUCGCCGGCCGCUGCUGGCCAGUGAGCCGCGCUGGCCGCGUGUGUCGGCACCCGUUGUGGCCCUGCGUCGGGCCCGUGUGAGCCGGGGCCGCGCUGCGUGCGGCCCUGGCCGGCUGAUGCCGCCACGCGGCUGCCUCCGCCGCCGGAGCUGAUGAUGAGUCCGGCUCGGCGGCUGCCGCGACUCCGGCUCCGUGGAGAGCAGCCGGCCAACUGAUCACGGCCGGGAAGGAGCUGUGGUGGUGUGGUAAGACGGCGGUCGCAACAGCUGCGAAACCUCCCGGCAGCGUCGAAGGGUGAGGCGAGACCCGGGACAGUUUGGUGCAACGUUAGCGACAGGUUCCUGUGAGGACUGGGUGCGGUGCGAUCGGCCCCGCGACAAGGGGAUAGAUUACGGGACAUCGUGGCGUAGGGGGAGAGGUUGGUAGCCAUCACACCAUGGCGGGACGAGUUCGGGCCUCUGCUGGGCGCAGCGGGACGAGCCUGGCCUCUGCUGGGCACGGCCCAACGAGCCUGGGCUCUGCUGGGCACAGCGGGACAGGUCUCGGGGUGGCCCGGUACCGUGGAACAGCGCGUGCCGGGCGGCGAUGUGUUACGUGUGCUGACGCACCUCACCUGCCACUGUUCUCGGGGGCAUAGUGUUCGCACGGACCGGGCUCUCUUCAGCGCCGAGGUUCGUGCCGAGUUUUGAACGCGAGCGGGGUUACGUUCCGGCUGGUGUUGUGCUGCGUCGCGCGUGCGCAUGCGUGCGGCGUUUUCACGUGCGUGAGAACUGUAGUCUGUUGUGAGCUGGCAUGCGCGCCGGGGAGUUCUGAGUUGUGAUGGAGGCGGUAGUCGGUCGGGUGUUCGGUUACGUGGAACCUGUGUCGAUCGCCUUUGCAGAGGUGGCGAAUGCCGCUGGCUUGCGCGUGUUGUGAAGUCUGGCGAGGGUCCGCGACCUGCCAGGACGGUGUGAAAGUCUGCCUGCUCAUGAGCUACCGCGCCCUGGGCUCCGCGGGGUCCGGGCGGGUCGGCAGACCUCCGGUUGCAUUGCUCCGUGUACUCAUAACGAGAGUAUUUAACAUUCUCCAUCAGUUGUGUUGAUCGUGUCUCACUUGUGUCAGCUGCAGCUAAUACAAGAUGCAAUGGACCUCGUGC
Pollicipes pollicipes is the source of this 2387-nucleotide messenger RNA. Its product is annotated as casein kinase II subunit alpha. Gene Ontology annotation, cellular component: nucleus; cytosol; protein kinase CK2 complex. The coding region runs from base 172 to 1278 and encodes 368 amino acids. The record is from RefSeq and is a predicted model, not a curated record. Lineage: Eukaryota; Metazoa; Arthropoda; Thecostraca; Pollicipedomorpha; Pollicipedidae. The transcript is spliced from 8 exons. Gene Ontology annotation, biological process: peptidyl-threonine phosphorylation; peptidyl-serine phosphorylation; regulation of cell cycle. Gene Ontology annotation, molecular function: ATP binding; protein serine/threonine kinase activity.